This is a messenger RNA of Rotaria sordida, 303 nucleotides long. NCBI's taxonomy places the organism in Eukaryota, Metazoa, Rotifera, Eurotatoria, Philodinida, Philodinidae. The record is from the annotation of a GenBank genome assembly.
AUGGUUUGUGAUAAUUGUAAGAAAAAAAUAGGUACUGUUGCAACACAAGAAGUAUGGAAAAGUGGUUCUCGUAAUACAGUUGAAAGUGGUGGUAGAAAAUUAAAUGAAAAUAAAUUAUUAUCCGGAAAAUCGACUCGAUACAGUCCAUAUACAACAAAAUUUAGUAAAUGUAAAGUUUGUAAAGGUACAAUUCAUCAACCAGGAAGUACUUAUUGUCAAGGUUGUGCUUAUAAAUUGGGUAUCUGCACAAUGUGUGGUGUAAAAGUUUUACAAACAAAAAAUUAUCGUCAAUCAUCUGUUUAA